Pediculus humanus corporis (human body louse) is the source of this 684-nucleotide messenger RNA. RefSeq lists its product as uncharacterized. The coding region runs from base 1 to 684 and encodes 227 amino acids. The transcript has 4 exons. The record is from RefSeq and is a predicted model, not a curated record. Lineage: Eukaryota; Metazoa; Arthropoda; Insecta; Psocodea; Pediculidae.
AUGAUAAAUAAAAGAUAUUUCGAUCAAGAUACCAAAACUAAUUUAACGUGGUUAAUAGAUACAAGGGAACAUUGUUCGAAUGGGGAAUUGUAUUGGAGUAAAACAAAAACCUGUGUCAAAGCACAAGAUAAAAAAAAAUUAUGCGGUGAAAAUAGCGGUCAGGAAUUAUUGACAAACGUUUUUGGAGAAGGUGAAUGCAUGUGUACGAGAGACCCACUACGAGUUCGUAUAAAUAGGGAUACUACAAAACGUUGUUACCCUUUGUACACACAGGGGCCAUGUGGUGAGGGUCAAAUCGUAGGAUAUUUGGAAAAAUUCGAUCAGGUUUUAUGCAUACCUGAUUACUGUUACGAAGAAAGUUUAUACAGAAGAAAAAAUAAAUUAAUUGGAAAAGAUUCGAUACUCGCACCGUCAGAAAAUGGAACCUGUUACGAAUUAGGAACUCGAGGGCCUUGUUUUGAGGGAUUCACAUUCAAGGUACACUCGUCUCACAUGAAACCUGAAUGCGUAUCAUUAACAAACAGCCUAUUCGAAUUGGACAAAGAUCAAAAUUGUUUCGAAGACGAACAAGGAAAAUGUCAAAUCCAAGUUAAAUUUAAUAAAAGCGAAACGGCGGAAAAUUAUAAAAAAGAACUUUAUAAAAGAUUUAUCGGAUCGAGAAAAAGGCGAAAUGUUUAUCCUUAA